Marmota monax (woodchuck) is the source of this 7048-nucleotide messenger RNA. It is a transcript of the gene Syde2, whose product is annotated as synapse defective Rho GTPase homolog 2. Gene Ontology annotation, biological process: signal transduction. Lineage: Eukaryota; Metazoa; Chordata; Mammalia; Rodentia; Sciuridae. The transcript has 7 exons. The record is from RefSeq and is a predicted model, not a curated record. The coding region runs from base 146 to 4312 and encodes 1388 amino acids.
GCCAAGUAUGUGAGGAGCCGGCAAGGGCCAGCGCCGGUCAUGGGGAACUGCCGCUGCCGCCGCCUCCGUGAGCGCUACUUUCUCCACGACGGGGCUCUGACCUCUCCCCGCGACCCGGGCGAGCCCAGUUGCUGAGGAGAAGGGGAUGGCGGACCCUCUGAGGAGGACUCUGUCCAAACUCCGGGAGAGGAGGGGUCCCCGCAGCGCCGGGGGGCUCGGAUUCCGGGCGGCCGCUGCAGCUGCGGUGGCGGCCUCCUCCGCAACCCUAGGAGACACCUGGUGUGCCCAGGACUGCCCCCCAUGCGAGCACGCCGGCGCAGCUGGGCCAAGCUGGACGCAGCCCCCGCCGUCACCUGAGGCGGGCGGCGCUAGAGGGUCCUCGGCGGGGUCCGGGGCGCUCGCCCCUCGGCCGCGCAGCGGGCAGGCGGUCCCUCUCCCGGGUCGCGGGCUAGCUCGCGCCACUCUGCACGCCGCGCUGAGCUUCGAAGGCAGUGGAGAGGAGGAGGAGGAGGAUGACGACGCCGACUACAACGCCGACUACUACGAGAACCUGCCCGGCGGCUCGCAAUCCGUGGCCGCGCCAGCGCCUGAGGGGGCGGAGGCGGAGCUGCGGCCCCCGCCUCCCCCUGCGGCGGGCUCCUCCUCGGGGGCGGAGGGCGGCAGCCUGGAGACGGGCAGGCUGCAAACCCAGUUGCGAGAGGCCUAUUAUCUGCUGAUCCAGGCCAUGCACGACCUACCCCCUGACUCAGGCACGCGGCGGGGCGGCGGGGGGUUGGCGGAUCGCGGUUGCCUCGCGGGAGCCGGGGCUCCUGGCCAGCUACCUUUCCCCCGCGGCGCUGAGGACUGCAGAGCCUGCCCCGGAGAUUGGGAGUUGGGAGGCGGCGACUGCCCUCAGCAGCAGGUGUCCCCGCCCUGGUCGCCUCCGAGGGAGCCUGAGGGAGUCCGGCCUCGGACUCCUCGAAUGAGGCUGUCUUGCAGCAGAAGCCUUGAGAGCUUCCCGGUGGGCUCCAAGCCUCUUCCUUUACAGCGGUGGCCGAGCGACAGCUGGAUCAGGUGCGGCGAGCGCGGGGACCCAGACGAGUCCCCGCCACGUGGAGGCGGGAUGGAAGGCUGGAGCGGGGGCAGCGCCCGGGCCGCAGCAUCUGCUGGCCUCUUGUCUCCGGGCUCCAAGGACCUCGGCAGCUCCUCGAGAAGUCCUUUCAGGCAUCCUGCGGGGCCCUCUGUGAUCCGCAGUGGUCAAGAAGACCGCCAGGAGGGCUCCCCCACCCUGAAGCCGUCCACAGUCACAGUCAAGAAGCUGCAGAAGUGGAUGUACAAAGGUCGCCUGCUGUCCCUGGGAAUGAAGGGUCGCGUUCGUGGGACACCUUCUAAAGUCCCGGUGGCGCAGGCUACUUCUCCUAACCUGGGCACUUUGAAAGUGCGUGAGAACCCCAUCCUCUCGGUGCCUCCCGAUCAAAGAAUUACAUUGACAGAUUUAUUUGAAAAUGUCUAUGGGUCUUCAAUGAAGAGAAGAGAAUCUGAAGAUCUGAAGGAUAAUAUUGAAUUCAGAGGUCAUAAGCCACUUAACAGUAUCACUGUUUCAAAAAAACGAAAUUGGUUAUAUCAAAGUCCUCUGAGAUCUCUGAAUCUGGAAGAAGAAAAUAGGAAAUGCCAAGAUAGGAGUCAUUUAUCUAUCUCACCUGUAUCUCUUCCUAAACAUCAGCUAUCACAUCCUUUCCUCAAAUCAUCUGAAGAAUACUGUACAUAUAUGGUGUGUAAUGCUACAAACUCAUCAUUAUCAAGAAACUGCUCUUCAGAUUUUAAUGAGGAAAAUGAUGCAGAUGAUGAAGGAGAAAUAUGGUACAAUCCCAUUCCUGAGGAUGAUGACCUUGGGGUAUCAAGUGCCUUGAGUUUCCAUGAGCCAAACCCUGCUCUUCUGAAGUUUCCUGCUGUCAGUUUGAGCAUAUUGUCUAGGAGUGACCCUACAAAAGCAGAGCAGCCUACUGAAGAUCCGUUGUGCUCUUCUGAACACAAAGGUGAUACUCAGACCACUCAGUCAAAUGAAGUGAAUCCUAUAGAUUCCAUCCAUUCCACAGAAUGUAUGCAGCAGUACACGCAAAGGCUAGGACACAAGAUACAAGAAGGUUUAAUGGUGGAGGAUAGUCCGAUAUUGAAAUCUCCUUUUGCAGGUCCUGGAAUCUUAGCUGCUACAAGUAGGACUGAAUUGGGAGUUAUGGAACCAUCCUCUCCAAGCCCUAGCCCUGUGAAAAAAGGCAGUUCAAUUAAUUGGUCUUUACCAGAUAAAAUAAAAUCUCCACGAACUGUGAGGAAACUUUCCAUGAAAAUGAAAAGAUUGCCAGAAUUUAGCCGAAAGCUAGGUGUUAAGGGAACCCUGAAUUAUGUAAACAGUCCAGAUAAUUCUCCUUCCUUGUCUAAAUAUAACUGUCGAGAAAUUAAUCAUACUGUUAUUUUACCUUCUGGAAACACUACCACAGCUGCCAAGAGGAAUGUCAUAAGCCGGUACCAUCUUGAUACCACUGUAUCUUCUCAGCACAGCUACCAGAAGAAAACCUCCAUGAGUUUGAAGUAUUCCUGCAAAGGUGGUUACCUCAGUGAUGGAGACUCACCUGAACUUAUAACUAAAUCUAGCAAACAUGGAUCUGAAAGCAAAUUUGGAAAAGGAAAAGAAAUAAUUCCAAACAGUUGUAGUAAAAAUGAAAUAGACAUAGAUGCUUUUAGACAUUAUAACUUUUCUGAUCAACCCAAGUGUUCACAGUACAUAUCUGGGCUCAUGAGUGUGCAUUUCUAUGGUGCUGAGGAUUUAAAACCACCACGGAUAGAUUCAAAAGAUGUCUUUUGUGCAAUUCAGGUAGAUUCAGUAAACAAAGCAAGAACAGCUUUGCUCACAUGUCGAACCACAUUUUUAGACAUGGAUCACACUUUCAAUAUAGAAAUUGAAAAUGCACAACAUUUAAAACUAGUAGUAUUUAGUUGGGAACCCACUCCAAGAAAGAAUAGAGUGUGCUGUCAUGGAACUGUUGUUCUUCCCACCUUAUUCAGAGUGACAAAGACACAUCAAUUGGCUGUCAAACUUGAACCUAGAGGUCUUAUCUAUGUGAAAAUGACUCUUAUGGAACAGUGGGAAAAUUCUCUUCAUGGACUAGAUAAAAAUCGAGAAUCGGUAAUAUUUGGUGUUGACAUUCAAAAAGUUGUAGAAAAAGAAAAUGUAGGAUUGAUGGUGCCACUCCUGAUACAGAAAUGUAUUAUGGAAAUUGAAAAGAGAGGCUGUCAGGUAGUAGGCCUGUAUCGAUUAUGUGGUUCAGCAGCAGUCAAGAAAGAACUUCGAGAGGCUUUUGAGAGGGAUAGCAAAGCUGUUGUUCUAUGUGAAAACCAGUACCCAGAUAUAAAUGUAAUAACAGGUGUUCUUAAGGAUUAUUUAAGAGAACUUCCCUCUCCUCUGAUAACAAAGCAGCUUUAUGAGGCUGUAUUAGAUGCAAUGGUAAAAAGUCCUUUGAAAAUGUCAUCAAAUGGUUGUGAAAAUGACCCAGGUGAUUCUAAGUUCACUGUUGACCUGUUGAAUUGUCUGCCAGGUGUUGAGAAGGCAACCCUAAAGAUGUUGUUGGAUCAUUUGAAAUUGGUAGCUUCUCAUCAUGAAGUAAAUAAGAUGACCUGCCAGAAUUUGGCCGUGUGCUUCGGACCAGUAUUAUUAAGUCAGAGGCAAGAGACUUCCACCCAUAACAACAGAGUCUUUACUGAUUCAGAAGAACUUGCAAGCGCUUUGAAUUUUAAAAAACAUAUUGAAGUUCUUCAUUAUUUACUCCAACUCUGGCCAGUGCAACGUUUAACUGUCAGAGAAUCAACAGACAGUUUGUUCCCAGAGCAGUUGUCCUCUCUGAAUUAUUUGAGGCGGAAGAAAGAACGACCUCACAUGUUAAAUUUGAAUAGUAUUGAUUCAUCAGGAGUACUUAGACCAAGGCAGACCAGAUUAGACAGUCCACUUAGCAAUCGUUAUGCAGGAGACUGGAGCAGCUGUGGAGAAAACUACUCUUUAAAUACAAAAGAAAAUUUAAAUGAUGUGGAUUAUGAUGAUGUACCUUCAGAAGACAGAGAAAAUGGAGAAGAUUAUAGCAAAAUGAAUGGACCAGAAAUAAUGAUUGAACAGCCACUUCCUAUGUCCAAAGAGUGCACAUUCCAGACAUACUUGACAAUGCAGACCAUUGAGUCUACAGUGGAUCGAAAAGUUAAUCUCAAAGAUCUACAAGAAAGCAUUGAUACUUUGAUUGGCAAUCUGGAGCGUGAGCUCAACAAAAACAAGCUUAAUCUGAGUGUUUAAGAUUGAAAGGUUUAAUUUGGUUUUUAAUAAUGUCUUAAAGUUUCAAAUGAGUUCUUUUCAUGUUCUUAUACCUCACAGUGUUGCUUUUUAAAUAUUUUUUACUCUUAAAACCUUUGAAUAAUAUCUAAUAAGUUCAUGUGAUUCAGUUAAAGAUAAUUCAUUAAUAUAAUCUUUUUUUGGGGGGAAGAAGUAAGAAUUUAAUAAUAUUUUAAAUAAGAUUAGUAUUUCUUCAUUGAAUUCAGUCAUUUUUCUCCCAUAUCACACUGUAUACAACUGCAGUAGUUAUGACUCAUUUUUAUCAACCUAGAUGUAUCACAUAUCUAAUUAUUUGAUUCCUAAAAUAUUUUAAAAGAACACAUGCAAGCAUAAUUUGAAAGGCAUUUUAAGUGAGUUUCCUCUAUUUAUAAUGCAUCUCUCUUCACAUUUUUUUUGGCCAGAUCUUCCCAUUAUUUAUAAGAGCUAGUUGCUAAACUAACAUUUAGUGCUUUUUCCACCAUACCCCUUUAUUCUAUAAUUUCAGUAUUUCUCUAAAAGAUGAAACUGUAGGAAAAAAGAAAAUCAAACCUCAAGGACCAACAUUUCUAUAUGCUGUGUUUUCUCAUUUUAGUUUUAACUAAUGUGGUAGGUUUUAUUUUCCCUCAAAAUAUUAUACAAUCAUAAUUAUAUUCAAAAUUGAUGGAAUCUUACAGUCAAGCAAGAUACAGAAUAUGGAAUGGUAUUUAUGAAUAAGGACAAUCAGGUAAUAUUCUUAAGUAUAAUUAAAGAUAUAAGGGAAAUACUAUUCAUGAUUUAAUCCAAGACCAUGAAGGUGAAAAGGCAUGACCUAACAUGAAAUGCAUACUGAGUUCAUUUGCAGCAUUAAACCAAAUCCAAGAAAACUGGUUAUAUCCCAAUUCCUUUAGGAAAUCUAACUAUACUGAAGUAAUUUUGAUCAAUGAAGUUUAUUUUAAAGCAAUAAUCAUUGCUGUAAAGCUCUGAAGGUAAAUUUGUGAAAUGCAUUUUCUUUGGCAGUUUAACUGAUUUUUCUUUGAAUGGAGGCCCAUUGAGUAUUACACAACUAAGAAAAGGCAUAUUAAAUGUUCUUGGACCACAUUUUAAAUUUUUUGAAAAGCUACAAGGGAAAGCCAACAAUAUCAUUCAGUUUAUUUAAGAUUUAAUUAUAUCUUUAAUUAUAUUUAAGAAUAUUAUCUGAUUGUCUGUAUUCAUAAAUACCAUUUCAUAGACGUGUAUUUCACUUGAUUGUAAGAUUCCAUUAAUUUUGAAUGUAAUUAUGAUUGUAUAAUAUUUGGGGGGAAAUAUAUUUUUGCUUUAUCUCUUUAGAAAAUUUCUGGGGAUAAAGAGAACUUGGAUUUUUUUUUGAUAUUUUAAUAAACCUUUUCAGUUAUAUGGAGGUAAUUUUCAAAUGCACUUACAAAAUCAUGUAGGUUAUUAGCUCCUCAAGGUUUUUGUACUGUAUAGGAAUUACUCCUCUGUAGUUGGGGCAGAUGUUCCUUUAGAGGAACAUGCAGCUGCUCAGUCUGAUUUGCAGUAAGAAUCUUGUACACUGUAACAUCAUUUGUUCACAUUUCAUUUGCAAUGCAAAUGCUGCUAUAUAUAAAACCUUUUUAUAAAUAAAAUUAUACAAAUAUUAAUGUAUCUGUAUUAACAUUCAGUAAUUAUUUAAGCUUACAAAAAUAUUUUUAUAAUCUUGAAAAUGUGUAUAUACCUAUAAGAACUUAUAUGUGUAGGUAUUAGUUUGGGGGAAGUGGUUGACAGUAGAAUCACAUGUAUUUUUUGAGAUAUAUAUGUUGUGAGGCCAAAAUUAUUAGUUAAAAAAUGUCUUUCAGGGAAAGGACAUUUAAGUUCUUCAAGGAGGGAUUACAUAAAAACACUUGAAUUAAAAACAUUUUAGAAGCACCUGAAUAGAAAUAAUAGACUUUCCUCUUUUGAUUCAUAGAUGGUCACAAUAUCUUUGUGAAGUCACCUUUUCAAUUGAGUCUUUCAGCUUCUUGAGGGAUUAAGUGCUCAGAUUUCUGUAUUAGUGACAAAUUAAGAAAAAUCUUCACCUAUUCUAUGCAUUUUUGUAUUCUGUAAUGUUUUAAGUAUUUAUUUGUAAUAAUAAACUUAUAAUAUUGACUUUAUAAUUACCCCCAUUUGUUUCUAAUGAAAUUGUCUUGCCACCAUACGACAUGUUAUUGAUUUUUAGAAGUUAACUUAUUUUGGCUAAGUGUAUCUACAAACCAGUUUUAUAGUAAUCAUAGUAGUGUUUGACAUGUUGACUUAGAAGGCUUUUUAAAAUUAAAUUGGAAUGUAUUUUUUUAAACUUUUAUACCUACAGAAUGUAUAAUUUUAGAUUUAUAAAUAAAAUUUGAAAUCUCAGCUUUAAGAUUUAGCAGCCAUUAAAAACUGGCUUCCUAAUGUUUUUCUAAACAUUAAAAGUAUUUUACUAUCUCUAUGCAAUAUACAUUGGUAAACAGAACACCUUUUUAUUUACUUUGAAAUCCCACUAAAAAUGAUAAUUAUUUUUUUAUGAAAUUUUCAUUUUUUAAAGCUUUGUAUAACAGUUUAGAAUACCAAAAUAAUAUGUGGCAGGUAUAUGUCAUGAGUAAACAGAGGAAAGUACUUUGAAAUGUUUUCCAGGGAGACUCUGUUUUCUUCCUUUUGUUUGCUAUGUCAUGUAUAUUUAUGAACUGGUAUAUUGUAUGAACUGAAUAAGUUUCAGAAUGUAAAAAAUUUUAUUAAAAGAUUAUAACCCUA